AUGGAGGGAAGAGGGGGGCCUGUGCGCCGCAGCGGCACAGCUUUGAACGCGGAGCCUUCUGCUCGCCACAGAGGCGACGCAGACGGGCUGCACAGGCGGUCUGCCACCGCCGUGGCUUCUUCCUCCUCGACGCCUUUCGCAUCUUCCGCAGCGCAUCAUCACGCGCACCGAACAGAACAGGACCCCGGCCGAGUCGCUCUCGCUGCAGGGAGGCUGAGGAGCGACGACGACGUCGAGGCUCUCUACGCAGGCGUCGACUUAAUCGGUCAAACAAUCGAGGGAUCCAAAGUCAAAUACACGUGGCUGCUAACGAUAAAGGGAACGCGACACAAAGUCGAGUUCUUCCACUCGAAGAUCUCAGGCAAGAAACGCCUCAUUCUCGACGGCCGGGUCAUCUACGAACAACACGUCAUGCGCGCGCACAAGUUCCUUUACAGCUGGCCUCUGCAGGAGCACCUGCUUUCAGUCGUUUUCGAGCCUGGAGAUGGUCACUUUCACCUGACGAUAAACGGCCUGCCUUUCUCCUACUUCACGCACCGAAACCGCGUGCAGAGGAACCCUAACCUAGCGGCUCAGGAACGCCGAGCGCGAACGUCGGCAUACGCCUCCGCUGCCUCUUGCUACUCGGCUGACGCGUGCCACGCCCCGCCGGCGGCGCCCGCCCCUCCUCCGCAGCCGCACGCUUCGGGCGCAUCAGGCGCCUCUUCCGAGACCGGCGCAGGCGCCAGGCCCGCGCGCACGCCUCCUGGUCACGCCGUCACCUCGCCGCCCACGUCGCUGUCCUGUUCGGGCGCGGUCACGUCUGGCGAGAGGGCUAGCAGGCUGUCCCGAGAGCGCGUCCAGAGAGGAAAAGACGGAAGCUCUGCGGCGCACGUGGACGUUGCACCGGGCGCGCGGAGGGCGUGCAGCGACAGCAGGCCCGCAGCGGAGACGCGAGAUGGCGAGGAAGGCCGCCCCAAAGAAGCGACACGCGAAGGAACGGAGACAGGAGGCGCAAGGGGGUGCGACGCGGCGCUCGAAUCGCAGAAAAGUGAAGAAGUCGAUCUAUUUGAUCUGUUUGGGGCGACGGAGGCUCCGCCAGCGCGCGACUCUCUCUCGCUUCCUCUCGACGACGCCGCGGCUGUUUCGUCUGUUUUCGGCGGAGCGGAGACUUUGAUGCCCUCGCUUGGGUCGCUGCCGCCUGCGCUCUUUGAUCCCGUCCCGCCUCCUGCUCAGGCGAAGGACGCCAAGUCUGCGGGCCUGCCCGCACCUCGAGCGUCUUCUUCGCCUUCCCCGGCCGCUACAGGGGGCUCCUCUUCUGGGCUCGUUUCGUCUCCAUUUUCUUCUCUUAUGGGCACAGGCGAGGUGGAAGGCGCACCUCCCAGCGGCAGGCGUGCAUGCGGGCCUCUGGGGCUGCUCACGCCAGCGGCGGCGCAGCCUGCUGCUUCUUUGCGCGCGUCCUCGUCUCCCUUCGCCUCUGCCUCCCCGCUCGCCGCUGCUUCGAGCCCGUCGGCCUCGCUCUUUUCUGCGCCGUGCUCUGCAGCUUCAGGCGCAGUGUCCAGCGCGCCGAAAGGCCUCGGCAGUCCUCUGGUGGAGCCCUCGCUCGCCCCAGCCCCUCGGGCGUCGGCGUCCGCUCCGGCGGCGGUUUCUCCUUCGCUGGCGCCGGCGUUGCUCCCGCCGUUUGCCGCGCCGCCUUCGCGGUCAGAACCUGCCGAUGCCGCGACGCUCUGCGAAUCGAGCGAGGCGCCCAACGGCCCCUUCGCGUGCUUUGACAUCCACAGCGCCACAGACCCGCUCUUCCCCGCUCGCGCUGCCGUCGCGCAGGCCCGCGCGGCACCGCCAUCGCCUCAGCCGCCCGCGGCAGCGUCGCGGAGCGCCGCAGCCUCGCUUCUUCUGCUGGGCGAAAACGGAGACGACAGCGGCGCGUGCGCGCCCCCUCGGUUCCCGAGCUCGCCGCUCGCGCAGACGGCGGCCUCCUGCUCCUCGUCGCCCUCCGCCUCGGCUUUCGCAGGGAGUCUCCCGCCACGGCGCGAGCUGCCGGCGCGCCUUGGAGAAGUCUGCGCGGCCGUCUCGCCAGACCCGGGGCGCGAGACGGAUGAACGCCUCGCCCAAAACAAAGGCGCGGCGUCGCCCACGAGCGGCGCGGACCCGGGGGGCGCAGCGAGCACGCCGCAGCCCGAAGGGGCGUCGAAUGCUGCGCGGCGGGGCGUCGAGGGGCGUAGGCAAGGAGCAAAGGACUCGCAGGCGGACAGCGCCGGCAGCAAACCGACCGCGCGAGCCGAUCCGCUGCUGCUCAUCUGGGAAGAAGCCUUUCGGGGCGAUACGGCGAGAGUCCUGGCAGACCGCGAAGACGGCAGCAGCGGCGACCGACAUGAGGGUCAGGCGGAGGGCCUCAGGCGGGGCGAGCCGGCCGGCGAGAGACGGGAAGAAGAGGCGAGGCUUUUUUCGUCUUCGGCGCAGGCGGCGCUCGCGAGUCAGCUGGACUCGGCGACUAGCGAGGGGAGACGUGAGAAGCGGCAACAAGCGGAGACGCAGACCUUCGUGUUCCCCGGGGGCCUGCAGCCUCCCUCGCGCCUUCGCGCGGAGCCGCCGAGAGAAGACGACACUUCGCGGCGGCAAGACGUGCCCGAUGACCCCUUCGCAGGCCUCAUGACCCUCGCAGGCGAGAAGCUGGACAUCCAUGCGAACUUCUAG
Messenger RNA from Besnoitia besnoiti, 2673 nucleotides. RefSeq lists its product as uncharacterized. NCBI's taxonomy places the organism in Eukaryota, Apicomplexa, Conoidasida, Eucoccidiorida, Sarcocystidae. The coding region runs from base 1 to 2673 and encodes 890 amino acids. The transcript has 5 exons. The record is from RefSeq and is a predicted model, not a curated record.